CCACCUGGACGUCGCUGUCUUGGCGGGAGGCGGAGCCGUUCGUCUCUCCGGAUGCCCGGAGGACACACCUCUCCGCGUCAGAGUCCACCUCCAGAGCAGAGAGGGACCCGGUCCAUGAGGGACAGACCGAGACAGGACACCGAGAACCGAGGACAUGAGGGACGUGAACGGGACCAAGACCGAUGGAGAGACCGGGUCCGGGACGGACGAGCUGGUCUUCUUCGUUAACGGGAAGAAGAUUGUGGAGAAGAACGCCGACCCUGAGAUGACCUUGCUGACGUACCUGAGGAGGAAAUUGGGGCUGACAGGAACCAAACUGGGCUGUGCAGAGGGGGGCUGUGGAGCGUGCACCGUCAUGGUGUCCCGGUACCAGCCCUGCACCGACAGGCUGCAUCAUUACGCUGUAAACGCCUGCCUUGCCCCCGUCUGCUCGCUACACCUGGUUGCCGUGACGACGGUGGAGGGCAUCGGCAGCGUGGCGAGGAAACUACAUCCUGUUCAGGAGCGGAUCGCCAAGGCUCACGGCUCUCAGUGUGGUUUCUGUACCCCGGGGAUCGUCAUGUCCAUGUACGCUCUGCUCAGAAACAACCCCAAACCCAGAAUGGCUGAUGUGGAGGAGGCCUUUCACGGAAAUCUGUGUCGUUGUACUGGAUACAGACCCAUAUUGGAGGGAUACAAGACUUUCACUGUGGAGGGUGGAUGCUGUGGUGGCAGAGGGCGGGAGAACGGCUGCUGUAUGACCAAUGGGAAUGCAGCAGAGAAGACCUCCAAAGAAGACAGCGAUGAAGCCACGUCACUGUUUAACCCAGCAGACUUCACUCCCUUUGACCCCACACAGGAAGUCAUCUUUCCCCCCGAACUCAUGUCUCUCAUUAAAAACCACAGGCCGGGCUCGCUGUGUUUCCGUGGUGACCGGACAGUGUGGCUUCAACCUGACAGUCUGGAAGAACUCGUACGCCUAAAAUGGGAGCAUCCUGAUGCCCGAGUGGUGGUGGGAAACACUGAAGUGGGUAUUGAGGUGAAGUUUAAGAACAUGGUGUACCCGGUCAUCUUGGCUCCAGCGUUCAUCCCUGACCUGAACCAAGUAACGCAUACAGACCACGGCAUUGUUUUCGGUGCAGCGUGCACGCUCAGCCUCAUAGGAUCGGUGAUGAAGCAGGCAGUCCAGACUCUUCCUCCUCAUCAGACGGAAGUCUUUCACGCCAUCCUCGAACAACUGCGCUGGUUCGCUGGGCUGCAGAUCCGUAAUGUAGCCGCAGUUGGAGGAAACAUCAUGACAGCGAGUCCCAUAUCAGACCUGAACCCGGUUUUUAUGGCAGCAGGCUGCAAACUCACUCUGAUGGACAAGGAUGGCGUCCGUGUGGUGCGGAUGGAUGAUGGUUUCUUCACGGGUUACAGGAAGACGAUCCUGCGACCACAGGAGAUCCUGGUGUCAAUAGAGAUCCCCUACAGUCAGAAGUCUCAGUUUGUCUCCGCCUUCAAGCAGUCACCUCGCCGCGAGGAUGACAUCAGCAUCGUCACCGCUGCAAUGAAUGUCACCUUCACACCUGGGACCGAUGUGGUCGAGGACCUGAGGCUGAGCUACGGCGGCAUGGCGGCGACCACGGUGCUGGCAAAAAAGACGGCGAAUGGGCUGCUGGGAAGGCACUGGGGGGAGGAGCUUCUGCAGGAUGCCUGCUCAUCACUGGCUGAGGAGAUGACCCUUGACCCGUCUGUGCCAGGUGGCAUGGUGACAUACCGGCGAACUUUGACCCUCAGCCUCUUCUACAAGUUCUACCUGACAGUGCUGCAAAAGCUCCACCUACAGGGAGUUGUGGUUGAAGAGGUUUCCUCCGACUGUCUGAGUGCUACAGACGUGUAUCAUCCAGACACCCCCAGCAGUGUUCAGGUGUACCAGGCUGUCCCUGAGGGGCGGAGCCAGGAUGACACAGUGGGCCGUCCCAUGAUGCACCUGUCUGCUCUGAAGCAGGCAACGGGUGAGGCAGUUUACUGCGAUGACGUGCCGCUGUAUGAAAACGAGCUUUACCUGGCGCUGGUCACCAGCACGAAGGCUCACGCCAACAUCCUCUCCAUAGACACCUCAGCUGCCCAGAGGAUGCCCGGCGUGAUCGACGUUGUCGUCGCUGAGGACAUCCCCGGCAGCAACGCCACCGGGCCAAUCGAAUAUGAUGAGACAGUCCUAGCUGACCGCCAGGUUACCUGUGUAGGUCACAUCAUUGGCGCUGUGGUGGCUGACACGCAGCUCCACGCUCAGAGAGCUGCCAAAGCUGUGAGAGUCCAGUAUGAAGAGCUGCAGCCAAUCGUCACCAUCCAGGUGAGAACAGCAACACCUGGACACACCUGA
Molecule: messenger RNA, 2344 nt
Organism: Cheilinus undulatus (humphead wrasse)
Lineage: Eukaryota; Metazoa; Chordata; Actinopteri; Labriformes; Labridae
Product: xanthine dehydrogenase/oxidase-like
Exons: 19
Coding region: 155-2344 (729 amino acids)
Molecular function (GO): xanthine dehydrogenase activity; iron ion binding; FAD binding
Source: RefSeq, a predicted model, not a curated record